Messenger RNA from Clarias gariepinus (North African catfish), 1565 nucleotides. Its product is annotated as interferon-induced protein 44-like. Lineage: Eukaryota; Metazoa; Chordata; Actinopteri; Siluriformes; Clariidae. The record is from RefSeq and is a predicted model, not a curated record. The transcript has 9 exons. The coding region runs from base 153 to 1247 and encodes 364 amino acids.
UACUGCAGCCUUUUGAUAGUGAAAGUAAACUUCAAUGCCACUCUGACUCACACAGCAUGCAAGUCCAGCUCUACAGCCAGUGCAGAAGAUAAUUGAACAAGAUACCUUAGUUACACAUUUUGUUUAAGGUACCGUGCACAGAGGACAGUGUCAUGGAUGGCCUUUUUUCCAAGAUAUUUCGAGCCCAAAAACAAGCCCAAACGCAAGCUAAGAAACGAGCUGAGAGGGAAGCUAGCAGACAUGCCGUAUAUCAAGCCCAACUUCAUGCCCAAUUACAAGCCCAAGUUCAAAUGCAAGCUCAAAAACAAUUUGAAAUGCAAAACCAAGAACAAGACGAAAUGCAAGCCCAAAAACAAGCCCAAAUGAAAGCCCAAACACCAAAUCCUGAAUAUGAUAAAGCAUGGCGGCCAGUCACAUGGAGUGAAGAUAAUAAAAAUCGGAUGUUGAGAACCCUGAAGGAUUUCCAGUCAGGGACUGAGGGUGUCAGUCAGAUAAACAUUCUGCUUCAUGGCCCAAUUGGAGCAGGAAAAUCGAGCUUUAUUAACUCCAUCAACACCGUCCUCCAAGGACACAACACCACCAGUGCACUGGCAGACUCAUCAGCAGGUCCAAGUCAGAGCUUCACUUUAAGGUUUAAAACUCACAGACUGAAGAAAGCUGGACCAGGAUCUUACUAUCCGUUUGUCUUUACGGACAUAAUGGGUCUGGAACCAGACAAGUCACAAGGAGUACAAACCAAAGAUAUACAGAAAAUAUUAAAGGGUCAUGUGAAAGACGGCUACACUUUCAAUCCAGUAAAGCCAAUCGAUAAAGAUGACACAAAGUACUACAACCCUAACCCCACCCUGAAAGAUGGAGUGCACUGUCUAGUGAGUGUUCUGCCAGCUGAUAAAAUCUCCAUCAUGAGUGAUGAAGUUAUCCAAAAAAUGAGAGCUGUUCGGGAAAAAGCACGUGAUUUAGGAAUUCCUCAAAUCGUUGUCAUGUCGAUGGUUGAUAAAGCAUGUCCACUAGUUAUUGAGAACCUGAGUAAGAUCUACACCAGCAGAAAAAUUAAAGAGAAGAUGAAAGAGUGCAGUGAUAAACUGGGAGUUCCGAUGAACUGCAUCUAUCCUGUUCAGAACUACCAUGAGCAGAUUACCAACGACUUGCACAUGGAUAUCUUGAUUUUCAUGGCCAUGACUGACAUUGUUAGAUUUGCCAAUGACUAUGUUGAAGACCAGGAUUAUAGCGCUAAUCAUGCUAAAUAAGUUCCCCAUGUGUCCUGUUCAGUUUCCAACAGAGAAACAACACAGGCUAAUACCAGAAAUUCUCAGUAUGGACAGAGAUAGAUUUAAAUGAUCUAAUCUUAAUAAUUUUAAUAAUCUUAAUAAUUUAUUUAGAUCUGAAUAUAAUAAUUUACUUUAUUUAGUCAUCAUUCAUGCCAUAAAAUGCAGUGAAAAACUGCAACUCCUUGUAUUUUUAGUUAAUGUUUUUACCUUUUGUGUCAUUAAUAUAAAUUAUUUUGAGCAUUAUUUUUCUUCUUUCUGGGGUAUAUAAAUACAAUAAAGAUAUGAAUAAAAUAUGCA